Molecule: messenger RNA, 2208 nt
Organism: Lolium rigidum
Lineage: Eukaryota; Viridiplantae; Streptophyta; Magnoliopsida; Poales; Poaceae
Product: wall-associated receptor kinase 5-like
Exons: 3
Coding region: 1-2208 (735 amino acids)
Biological process (GO): protein phosphorylation; cell surface receptor signaling pathway
Cellular component (GO): plasma membrane
Molecular function (GO): polysaccharide binding; calcium ion binding; protein serine/threonine kinase activity
Source: RefSeq, a predicted model, not a curated record
AUGAGAAUGCAGAUGCUCCUUCCAGUACUGGUUGCCACAUUGCUGCUAGCGUCGCUACGGCGGCUGCCGGCGGUGGCCGCAGCGGCGCCAUGCCAGCGGCGGUGCGGCUCGGUGGACAUCCCUUACCCAUUCGGCAUCGGCCGCGGCUGCUACCGCGACUCCAGCGACCUUGUCUUCUCGCUCACCUGCAACCUUACCGCCGACGGCACCCUCCGGCCGUUCAACAACAUGCUGGAGGUGCUCGACGUGAACCUGCGUCGGGGCCAGCUGCGCGUCCAGAACCGCAUCAACUCGUGGUGCUACAACCGCACGUCUCGGUCCAUGGACGUGCAGAACAACUGGGCGUACGAGCUCACUUCCUUCCGGGUCUCCGACACCGAGAACCGGUUCACCGUCAUCGGCUGCGACGCCCUCGCCUACGUCGGGUCGCCGCCGGAAGGGGCCGCCAGCGACCGGUACAGCGUGGGGUGCCGGUCCAUGUGCCCCAGCGCGGGGCGGCUGGCCAACGGCUCCUGCUCCGGCAUGGGGUGCUGCCAGGCGGCGAUACCGCCGGGGCUCAACCUCUACAAGGUGUGGUUCGAGGACAAGUACAACAGCAGCUCGGGGGGCGUGGCCGAUUUCAGCCCGUGCAGCUACGCCGUGCUGGUCGAGGCGGCGGCGUUCCAGUUCCGGACCACGUACGUGACCACCGGCCAGUUCAUGGAGGCCACCGGCGGGCAGGUGCCGCUCGUGCUGGACUGGGUGGCUGGGAACCAGACGUGCCGGGAGGCGCCACGGAGCGCCGCCUACGCCUGCAUCAGCGGCAACAGCGAGUGCGUCGACUCCAGGAACGGGCCCGGCUACCUCUGCAACUGCUCCACAGGAUACAAAGGAAAUCCUUACGUGACCGAUGGCUGUAAAGAUAUUAACGAGUGCGAGGGAAAAGAUGUGCCGUACCCCUGCUCUGUUCGUAACACCUGCUCUAACACUCCCGGGGGAUUCAAGUGUUCAUGCCCUGGUGGUAGAUUAGGCAAUGCUUAUACAGGGACAUGCGAGAAAAAGGGAUCUGAGCGUCCAUGGCAAGCCGCAAUUGGUGUUAGCAUCGGCGUAGUGAUGUUGGCAUUGGGCGCGUCCUGCACGUACGCGAUCCAGGAGAAGCGGCGGCUGGCCGUGAUCAAGAGCCGGCACUUCCGGCAGCACGGCGGGCAGCUCCUCUUCGAGGAGAUGAAGAAGUCCAUCAGCAAGCAGGGGAUCUCCUUCACGCUCUUCACCAGGCAGGAGCUGCAGGAAGCCACGGGCGACUUCGACGAGCGGCACGUGCUGGGCAAGGGCGGCAACGGCACCGUGUACCGCGGCACGCUCCGGGACGGCACGGCGGUGGCGAUCAAGCGGUGCCGGGUCGCCGGCGAGGACGAGCGGCAGCAGCGCGAGUUCGGCAGGGAGACGCUGAUCCUGUCCCAGAUCAACCACAAGAACAUCGUGAAGCUCUACGGGUGCUGCCUGGAGGUGGAGGUGCCGAUGCUGGUGUACCAGUUCAUCCCCAACGGCACCCUCUACCAGCUCAUCCACGGCGCCAGCGGCGCCGUGGUGCCGUUCGCGGCGCGCAUGAGGAUCGCGCACGAGACCGCGGAGGCGCUGGCGUACCUGCACUCCAUGGCGUCCCCGCCCAUCAUCCACGGCGACGUCAAGUCCCCCAACAUCCUCCUCGACGAGGGGUAUGGCGCCAAGGUGUCGGACUUCGGGGCGUCGUCGCUGGCGCCGGCGCCCGCGGACGAGGCGCACCUGGUGACGUUCGUGCAGGGCACGUGCGGGUACCUGGACCCGGAGUACAUGCAGACGUGCCGGCUCACGGAGAAGAGCGACGUGUACAGCUUCGGCGUCGUGCUCCUGGAGCUGCUCACGUCGCGCAAGGCGCUCAACCUCGCCGCCCCCGACGACGAGAAGAGCCUCGCCGCCAGCUUCCUGUCCGCGGCGAGGGAGUCCCGGCUCGACGGCCUGCUGGACGAGCGGAUCAAGAGCGAGGUGGGGGCGGAGGCGCUGGUGCGGGUGGCGAAGCUCGCCAAGAUGUGCCUGGAGAUGUCGGGGGAGAGGAGGCCUUCCAUGCGAGAAGUCGCCGAGGAGCUUGACAGGAUCAGGAAGAUGUCGUCGUCGUCGUCGCCGCAGAUCAAUCCAGGCCAGCUGCUCCUAGAUGAGGGUGAAGCUCACUCCAUUGUGGAUGUGAGAUUGUGA